AGUCUUAGUCUUCAGUCUUCACAGUUGCAUUUCUUGCAGAAAAGGUUUCCUCCUAACUGUUGGAAAAUUCCAAUUCAUGGGCUUUAACUUUGCUUUCUUUCCAAGCUAACAGAAUUUUCAACUUCGUCGCUUUCUUAUAUUAUGUUGAGUUCUAGCUAACUUGUCCAUGGAAGUUCCAAUAGAGGAGAAACCAUUUCCAGCAUGGUCAUGGUCUGUUGAGGAGUGUUUGAAAGAGUAUGGAGUGAAACUCGAAAGGGGUCUGAGCACUUCCGAGGUUCAGAGGAGGCGCGAAAAGUAUGGUUGGAAUGAGUUAGCAAAGGAGAAAGGGAAGCCAUUAUGGCAAUUGGUAUUAGAACAAUUCGAUGACUUACUGGUAAAGAUACUUUUGAUUGCAGCAUUCAUAUCAUUUAUCUUAGCUUACUUUCAUGGAGGCGAAACGGGGGAAUCUGGAUUCGAAGCUUAUGUGGAACCACUUGUAAUCAUUUUGAUUCUAGUCCUUAAUGCCAUUGUUGGAGUUUGGCAAGAGAAUAAUGCUGAAAAGGCUCUUGAAGCUCUUAAGGAGUUGCAAUGUGAAUCUGGAAAGGUGUUAAGGGAUGGAAAUUUUGUGCCGGAUUUGCCUGCAAGAGAGCUAGUUCCCGGUGAUAUUGUGGAGUUGCGCGUCGGAGAUAAGGUCCCUGCUGACAUGAGAGUUGCAGCCUUGAAAACUUCAACUUUGCGAGCCGAGCAAAGCUCGCUAACCGGAGAAGCAAUGCCAGUUCUCAAAGGAACAAGUCCUGUUUUCUUGGAUGAUUGUGAGUUGCAGGCCAAGGAGAAUAUGGUCUUUGCAGGAACCACAGUUGUCAAUGGGAGUUGUGUUUGUAUUGUUAUCACCACUGGAAUGAACACCGAAAUUGGGAAGAUACAGAAGCAGAUACAUGAGGCUUCUCUGGAGGAAAGUGACACUCCUUUGAAGAAGAAAUUAGAUGAAUUUGGUAAUAGGCUCACCACUGCAAUUGGUAUAGUUUGUCUUGUUGUUUGGAUCAUAAACUACAAGAAUUUCCUUUCUUGGGAUGUUGUUGAUGGAUUUCCCUCAAACAUCAAAUUUUCCUUCCAGAAGUGCACAUACUAUUUCAAAAUCGCCGUUGCACUCGCAGUGGCUGCAAUACCAGAAGGUCUGCCUGCUGUUAUCACAACUUGUUUAGCACUUGGUACAAGGAAAAUGGCACAAAAGAAUGCAAUUGUUAGAAAGCUUCCAAGUGUAGAAACUUUGGGAUGUACUACUGUGAUUUGCUCGGAUAAAACUGGUACUCUUACGACGAAUCAAAUGUCUGUGACAGAGUUCUUUACUUUAGGAGGGAGAACCAAUGCUUCUCGAGUCAUUCGCGUGGAAGGCACAACUUAUGAUCCAAAAGAUGGGGGAAUUAUUGACUGGACUUGCUUUAACAUGGAUGCCAACCUUCAAGCCAUGGCUGAAAUAUGUGCAGUUUGUAAUGAUGCUGGAAUUUAUUUCGAUGGGCGCCUUUUUCGCGCCACAGGCUUGCCUACUGAAGCAGCACUAAAAGUCUUGGUUGAAAAGAUGGGAGUUCCAGAUACAAAGUCAAAAAACAAGAUUACUAAUUCACAAAACAACAUGGUUGAAUCCAACAGUACUGUGAAGUUAGGUUGUUGUGACUGGUGGAAUAGAAGAUCCAAGAGGGUAGCAACAUUGGAGUUUGAUCGCGUUCGGAAGUCAAUGAGUGUCAUUGUUCGCGAACCGGAUGGUGAAAAUAGGCUUCUUGUAAAGGGUGCUGUUGAGAGUUUACUGGAGAGAAGCUCACAUGUGCAACUAGCUGAUGGAUCUCUGGUUCCAAUAGAUGAGCAAUGCAGGGAAUUGCUUCUACAUAGACUCAUGGAGAUGAGUUCGAAGGGAUUGCGCUGCUUGGGAUUUGCGUACAAGGAUGAGUUAGGAGAGUUUUCGGACUACUAUGCAGAUACUCAUCCUUCUCAUAACAAAUUGCUUGAUCCAGCAUGCUACUCAGCCAUUGAAAGUGAUCUAGUUUUUGUUGGUGUUGUUGGUCUAAGAGACCCUCCACGCGAGGAAGUUCAUAAAGCAAUUGAGGAUUGUAAGGAAGCUGGGAUAAGAGUUAUGGUGAUAACUGGUGAUAACAAGUCAACAGCAGAGGCUAUUUGCAGAGAAAUCAGUUUGUUCUCCAAAGAUGAGGACCUUAAAGGACAAAGCCUAACAGGUAAAGAAUUCAUGUCGCUUCCUCCUUCAGAACAAGUUAAGAUGCUGCUGAGACCUGGAGGCAAGGUCUUUUCGCGAGCCGAGCCAAGACACAAGCAAGAAAUUGUGAGGUUGCUGAAGGACAUGGGGGAGAUAGUUGCAAUGACCGGAGAUGGAGUGAACGAUGCGCCGGCACUCAAGCUUGCUGAUAUUGGCAUUGCCAUGGGAAUAACUGGGACAGAGGUUGCUAAAGAAGCUUCAGAUAUGGUGCUAGCAGAUGACAAUUUUAGUACAAUUGUCACGGCCGUAGCAGAAGGCCGCGCAAUUUACAAUAACAUGAAAUCAUUCAUCAGGUACAUGAUAUCCUCAAACGUUGGAGAAGUUAUUUCAAUAUUCUUGACUGCUGCUCUUGGGAUCCCAGAAUGCAUGAUACCAGUGCAGCUCCUGUGGGUGAACUUGGUCACUGAUGGUCCACCUGCCACAGCUCUUGGUUUCAACCCUGCUGAUGUUGAUAUCAUGCGCAAGCCGCCUCGGAAAAGCAAUGAUUCUCUCAUAAGUUCUUGGGUUCUUGUCCGCUAUCUUGUUAUUGGCUCUUAUGUGGGAAUUGCUACAGUUGGAAUUUUUGUCUUGUGGUACACUCAAGCUUCUUUUCUAGGCAUCAAUCUUGUUGGUGAUGGCCAUACAAUCAUAGAACUCUCCCAGCUUCUCAACUGGGGAGAGUGCCAUUCGUGGCCUAACUUCACGGCCACGCCAUUCACAGUCAGUGGCGGCCGAGCAAUAACAUUCUCAAAUCCAUGUGACUACUUCUCUGUUGGCAAAGUGAAGGCUAUGACUUUGUCCCUCUCUGUAUUGGUUGCAAUUGAGAUGUUCAAUUCCCUAAAUGCCCUCUCAGAAGAGAAUAGCUUGAGAAAGAUUCCACCUUGGAGGAACCCUUGGCUUAUGGUAGCAAUGUCAAUAUCAUUUGGACUCCAUUGCCUCAUACUCUAUACUCCAUUCCUUGCUAAUGUGUUUGGUGUUGUUCCACUUAGCUUGAAUGAGUGGUUUUUGGUGAUUCUUAUAUCAGCACCUGUUAUUCUCAUUGAUGAGAUUCUUAAAUUGGUGGCUAGGAAUCAAAGGAAGGUGAAAAAGGAGAAAGUAGCAUGAUCAAGCCAAAUUCUUUGAUAGAUUUUUAUUCUUUUGUCUUUUAGGAAAGUUAUUACAGUUCAUUAAUUUUAUGUAAAGGAAUUUGUCACUUUAAAUGUUCAUCAUACAAAGUUUAUCUUA
Molecule: messenger RNA, 3445 nt
Organism: Arachis duranensis
Lineage: Eukaryota; Viridiplantae; Streptophyta; Magnoliopsida; Fabales; Fabaceae
Product: calcium-transporting ATPase, endoplasmic reticulum-type
Exons: 8
Coding region: 167-3325 (1052 amino acids)
Biological process (GO): calcium ion transmembrane transport; intracellular calcium ion homeostasis
Cellular component (GO): membrane
Molecular function (GO): ATP binding; P-type calcium transporter activity; ATP hydrolysis activity
Source: RefSeq, a predicted model, not a curated record